UAUGCGAAACUGAAAAUUGUGGUUUAAGGCAAACGGAACCUCUGUGUGUGUACGUGUGACGAACACAGCUCGAAGUUUUCUCUCUGCUAAUUUUCCGGGGAAGUUUUUGCUUGAUUUUCCUGAGAAAAUUGUUCUGAUUCCGUCAUUACGAUUGCAAGGUCAAAAUUCCGAGCUCUGUUCUGCAUAUUACUAUAUUGUUGUCUGUGUUUGGGCGAAGAGAAAGUUUCAAAAUCGUUUCAAAUUUCUUCGGAUUCUACUUUUUUUUGCUUGAUUUAGGGUUUUCUCUUCCGAAUUGGGGGGUUUUCAUCGAUUCCAGAAGGAGUAUAGUGUUUCCGAGAACGGUCGCGGAUUUUAAAGCCUUUUACAAUUCGAUUUAUUGAGGUUUUUUGUUGAAGGUUUAAGAUUGGGGGUUCAAUGUGAAAUUAGGGUUUGGUUUAUUGAAAUCGAAGGCUGAGCUCGUCGAAUUGGAUGAUUAGAAUAUGAUAAUCAAACGUCCGGAGAAAUUGGAAAUGCCGAAUCUGAAACGCUGCACGCUCGAAGAUCCCGAACCUCAAGCCUUUGAGUUUUCCGAUAACCCGAAGAAGCGGAAAACAACUGGGUACGAUGGAGCGGGCAAUGGCGAGGCGGAGGAUUUCAGCAGCGGUUCGGGUUCUUCGCACAAUGACGAGCCGUUUUGGCCCGCGAGGGAGGGACCGUCGAAUUUAGAGCGGUUGAUUAAUCAACGAGCAGUUAUGGCGAAAGAGAAGAUGAAUCAACGACAAUCUUUGGCUAAAGAGAAAACGGAGAAACCGGCAUUGAACCGGAGCUUCGGGACGGUACGGAGGUCGAAGCGGGGGCGCAUUCAAGUGCCUCCUUCGAGGUUUAGUGAUUCAGUUUUUGGUGUAAAUAACAGUAGCAAAACUAAUUUUGACGAAAGGGCAACGACAUUUGAUGACGAAGGUUUUCAUGAAGUUUUAGUAGAAGAAGAAGAUACAGAGGGAAUUGAGAAAUUGGGUUUUGUGAAAAAGAGCAAGGAGGAUAUUAACCGGCAAAAGAAUUCAAAAUUUUCGAAGAAAAAGUCAAAGAAGUUUGAAUAUGUUGGGAAGGAAGAACCAGAAGAAAAUGAAGUGGAUUGUAUAGGGUUUAAGGAUUUUGAUUGUAGAGGUGAUUUUAGUUCAGGGGGCAUGGACAGACAGAAAAAUGCCAAUUGUGCAAAGAAGAAAGAAGUAUAUAAGCCGCAGGACUUUGCUUUGGGUGACGUUGUUUGGGCUAAGUCUGGGAAGAGCUACCCGGCAUGGCCGGCUGUGGUUAUCGAUCCCAUUUUGCAGGCUCCCAAAUCAGUUCUGAGCUGCUGCGUUCCAGGUGCCAUAUGCGUGAUGUUCUAUGGGUUCUCAAUGACGACAAAUGGAUCACAGAGGGAUUAUGGGUGGGUGAAGCAGGGAAUGAUAUUCCCCUUUACGCAGUUCUUGGACAGAUUUCAGGGUCAGACCCAGUUGUACAAGAGCAAGCCUAGUGAUUUUCAGAUGGCUAUAGAGGAGGCGUUGUUAGCAGAAAAUGGAUUUCUGGACACAAGCUUCGGGAGUUAUACAACUGAUCCAGAGGCAAAUCCUGCCCAAUUUCGAGAGGCUAAUGGUUUUUAUGAAGAUCAGGAAUAUUACACUCAGAACCAGGAGGCAUAUCCUAAAGAUGCAAAAGCUUGUGACUGUUGUGGUUUGGUUACUCCCUCUAAAGCUAUGAGAAGAAUGAAGGGCUCAAGUUUGUGCACACAUUGUUUCAAGUUAAAAAAAUCAAAGCAAUAUUGUGGCAUAUGCCUGAAGAUAUGGCACCACUCUGAUGGUGGGAGUUGGGUAUGCUGUGAUGGUUGUGAUGUAUGGGUGCAUGCCGAGUGUGACAAAAUUUCCAGUAAAGUUUUAGAGGACCCAGAGCACACUGAUUACUAUUGCCCUGCUUGCAAAGCGAAGUCCAAGUGUUGUUCGUCAGGUUUGGUAAAACAUCAGCAAAAAUCCGGUUCUACGCCCAACUUUCAGAAAUCUUCUAAGUCAAAUGUCCAGAAAUCUUCUACACCAAAUGUUCAGAAAUCUUUUGCGCCAAAUGUCCAGAAAUCUUUGAUUCCUGAGGAGGUAGCUGUGGUUUGUAAUGGAAUGGAAGGAACGUAUAAUCCAAAACUGCAUAUCAUUGUUUGUAAGUGUGGUUCAUGUGGGUCAAGGAUGCAGACACCUAGUGAAUGGGAAAAGCACACAGGCUGCAGAGCCAAAAAAUGGAAGCAUAGUGUGAAAGUGAAGGCCACAAUGCAACCACUGGAAAAAUGGAUUGAAGACUAUAAUAAACAUGGCUGGAAUCCUGUCAAGUUAGUUAAGCAGCAACUAAUUGCUUUAUUGCAAGAAAAGUACGAGCCAGUUAAUACAAAGUGGACAACGGAAAGAUGUGCUGUUUGUAGAUGGGUUGAAGAUUGGGAGGAUAAUAAAAUUAUUAUAUGCAACAGGUGUCAAAUAGCUGUGCACCAAGAAUGCUAUGGAGCAAAUGAUGUGCAGGAUUUUACAUCAUGGGUUUGUAGAGCAUGUGAAACGCCCGAUGUCAUUAGACAGUGUUGCCUUUGUCCUGUAAGAGGAGGUGCUUUGAAGCCUACUGAUGUUGACACCUUGUGGAUUCAUAUCACUUGUGCUUGGUUUUGUCCUGGAGUUGGUUUCUUGGAUCAUGACAAAAUGGAACCUGCAGUAGGAAUCCUUAGAAUCCUACCAUCUACAUUUUUGAAGCGCUGUACAAUCUGUAAGCAGAUUCAUGGUUCCUGCACCAAGUGUCGCAAAUGUGAAACUGGUUUUCAUAUAAUGUGUGCAUCAAGAGCAGGCUACAGCAUGGAAGUGCACAGUCUAGAGAAGAAUGGCAUACCAAUAACAAGAAAGUUGAUAUAUUGCCCAUUUCAUAGCCCCCCAAAUCCAGAUGCUGUUGUAGUUGUUCAUACUAAUUCAGGGGUUUUCGCUGCCAGAGGCUCGCUUCAAAAUCAGAAGGGGUGCUUCAGAGUUGCAAGGGCAGUGCCAUCAGAGAGCACUGAACUUCCAGAAUCAGAACCUUCGACCUCAGAGACUAACGAGUUUGAACCGCUCUCUGCUGCAAGAGGCAGUGCUUUUAAAAGAUCAAAUUUUAAGGGAGGCGAACGGCUGCCAGUAUUCCACCGACCAAUGGGGCCAACACGUCAUUCCUUGGGCACAAUAAAUAGCUUGAGUACAUUUGAAGAAGCAGAAGAUUCUAAAGUUUUUUCCUCCUUCAAGGAUCGCCUUUUCUACUUACAGAAAACUGAGAAUCAUCGUGUUUGUUUUGGUAAAUCUGGAAUACAUGGAUGGGGCCUAUUUGCUCGUAGGAAUUUUGAAGAAGGAGAAAUGGUUGUUGAGUAUCGCGGAGAGAAGGUGAGGCCGAGCGUUGCAGAUAUGAGAGAAGCACGAUACAGACGUGAAGGCAAAGACUGCUAUCUCUUCAAGAUCAGUGAGGAAGUAGUAAUUGAUGCUACAAGCAAGGGAAAUAUAGCACGCUUAAUCAACCAUUCGUGCAUGCCCAACUGCUAUGCAAGGAUUAUGAGUGUCGGUGAUGAAGACAGCCGGAUUGUUCUCAUUGCUAAGACCAGUGUGGCCACCGGUGAAGAACUAACGUACGAUUACUUGUUUGAUCCGGAUGAACUUGAUGAGCUGAAAGUUCCGUGCCUCUGUAGAGCACCCAACUGUCGAAAAUUUAUGAAUUAAACAACAGUUCAUACAUUUCUUGCUCCCAAUUCAUGUCUGCAGAGCUCGAACCCGUCUCCUAACCAUUUAGGAUACCAUUUUUUUUCACCUGAGCUUGUAAUUUUCGGUUUCUUUACUGCGAUUCGUGUUGUAACCACAGAGUAACAGAAUAAAACUGUAAAUUCCCUUCUAUGGCACAGAUUUUAUUCGAGAAAUUUGUUGAGCU
Pyrus x bretschneideri (Chinese white pear) is the source of this 3915-nucleotide messenger RNA. RefSeq names its product histone-lysine N-methyltransferase ATX3. Lineage: Eukaryota; Viridiplantae; Streptophyta; Magnoliopsida; Rosales; Rosaceae. The transcript is spliced from 23 exons. Gene Ontology annotation, biological process: regulation of transcription by RNA polymerase II. The record is from RefSeq and is a predicted model, not a curated record. Gene Ontology annotation, molecular function: protein binding. Bases 480 to 3710 code for a protein of 1076 amino acids.